GAAAACCUCUUCAAACUUCGUCUUUUGGAAAUUACUGGCGGUGCAAUUGAUUACUCGAAUUUCCAUUCCAAGUCUACUUUACCUCUUCAUUUACAAGUUUUAUAGAGUGAAUACCUUUAAUAAAAUAAAUACCUGGUUGCAAAGGCUGCAAAAAAUGCUAAAUAAUACCUUUUUUUUAAACACUUGACCUAUUAGCCAGCUACCAUAAGAGAUCACCUUAUCACUUUCGUUCAGCCCAUUCAUUGCCCAUCAUUCAAUACAAUUAUCGUAAGUGAUGGUUUUUAUUGAAUUUAGUGUUCUACUUGUGUUUGACUGUACGGGUUUAUACGCUCACCGUUUGAUAACCUCAUCCUCAACUUUAUAAGGGGGUUGCCUAUCUUUAACAGCCUAAGACCACCUACUAAUCUUGAAUAAGAUGUCAAAGGCAUUGAGUUUAUUAGCAUUUGAAACCCUCCAUAACAAACUUUUCCAAGAGUCAACCUCAGUUACUUUAGCAAAGUUCAAUGAUUUAACAGAAUCAUCAGCACUGGACUAUCCGGAAAAUGCUCCUCUUUUCAUUACUUGGAAUAAAUCGGGCCAGUUAAGGGGAUGUAUUGGAACUUUCCAAUCUUUACGUAUUGAAAAUGGUGUCAAGCGUUUCGCUCUCACCAGUGCUUUAGAUGAUCCUCGUUUUCCUCCAAUAACUAAAAAGGAGCUUCCCUUGUUAUCAGUUUCGGUGACUUUAUUAGACAAUUUCACGCCUAUAAGUCUGCCUCUUGAUUGGCAGAUUGGCUUGCAUGGUUUGAAGUUGCAAUUCGAAAAAAAUGAUGAAUACUAUUCAGGGACUUUUCUCCCAAGUGUAGCGGAAGAGCAAGAGUGGGAUCAUAAAACAACUCUUUAUUAUCUUCUUAAAAAGGCAGGCUACGAUUUUGCUGUGAAAUCCAAAGUCAUCGAGUUCUAUGAAGAUGGUCUUCAAGAAGGUUGGAUUCAAUUAGAAAGAUAUGACGGUUUAAAAAACCAUUUAGUUUAUGACGAAUUUAUUAAAAUUAGAGACAAGGCAUGAUUGUCAUAAAAAAAAAUUAUAUGCUGG
Molecule: messenger RNA, 1069 nt
Organism: Hyphopichia burtonii NRRL Y-1933
Lineage: Eukaryota; Fungi; Ascomycota; Pichiomycetes; Serinales; Debaryomycetaceae
Exons: 1
Coding region: 416-1042 (208 amino acids)
Source: RefSeq, a predicted model, not a curated record